This is a messenger RNA of Pecten maximus, 1666 nucleotides long. RefSeq names its product leucine carboxyl methyltransferase 1-like. Gene Ontology annotation, cellular component: cytosol. Bases 97 to 1035 code for a protein of 312 amino acids. NCBI's taxonomy places the organism in Eukaryota, Metazoa, Mollusca, Bivalvia, Pectinida, Pectinidae. The transcript is spliced from 6 exons. The record is from RefSeq and is a predicted model, not a curated record. Gene Ontology annotation, molecular function: protein C-terminal leucine carboxyl O-methyltransferase activity. Gene Ontology annotation, biological process: C-terminal protein methylation.
GCGAUUCAACACGAGAGUUCAAAAAUGUAAACUAUCAUGGCGGAAGGAGAGCAAGAUCCCUAGGUCUAUCACCUGACUUCUACUUAUUUUGGGAUCAUGGCAAAUGAGGAUGCUGUCAGGGCCACAAACGAUGAUGCGGCACAGUGUAAACGUUUUGCUGUCGAACGCGGGUACUGGGAAGAUCCCUAUAUUUCUCUGUUAACAACAAAAGGCCAGGCCCGACAUGCGCCAGAGAUCAACAGAGGUUACUAUGCCAGGGUUUGGGCUAUGCGAGCUUGCAUUCAAAGGUUCACAAAAUUAACAGAUUGUAACUGCCAAAUUAUAAACUUUGGAGCAGGAUUUGAUACCACAUACUGGCUGUUGAAAGACCAGCAGUUGUCACCUAAAACUUACAUAGAAGUUGAUUUUCCGAUGGUGACAUCAAGAAAAUGUCAUCAGAUCCGGCGGAAUGAGGCACUCCUGAAGACAAUUGCAGGGGAAGAUGCAGACAUGAAGAUAAGUAAGACCGAGAUUCAUGGAACAGAUUACCACCUGGUGUCGGCUAACCUACGUAACCUCGAGGAGGUGAAAAAGAAACUAACAGAGAGUGGCCUUGACACCGCCCUUCCUACUCUGUUCGUGACCGAGUGUGUUCUUGUCUACAUUGACACGGAGAGCACGAAUAAAGUCCUAAAGUGGAUUGCUGAUUCAUUCCCAGUCACUUUGUUCCUCAACUACGAACAGGUGAACAUGACAGAUCGGUUUGGACAGGUGAUGAUAGAUAAUCUGAAGACGCGGGAUUGUGUUCUAAUGGGCGUGGAGGCGUGUGCCAGUAUGGACUCUCAGAAACAGAGGUUUACCAGCCAGGGUUGGCAGGGAGCUGAUGGUAUGGACAUGAGCCAGAUCUACAAAUGCUUACCCGACUUACAUAGGAUCGAGCGGAUAGAGUUUAUGGAUGAGAAGGAGCUUCUCGAUCAAUUACUAAGUCACUACUGUAUAGUGUGGGCAUGGAAGGAUCCACAUGACCUUGGCCUCUGUGACAUGACCUUCACUUAACCUUGGCCUCUUUAAGAUGACCUUGGCUUGUGAAACUUCAAUCCUAAGGACACCAAAUUUGUUUUUAAAAGUGCUCAAAUCUUCACAUGACAAUUCCGUUGGUCUGUAGAUAUGAACUAUGUUUAAGUAAGGAUGUUUUUUCUCCUACAAUCACUCCGUAGCCAUGAUGAGACAAGGGUACCCUGUGAAUAUUUAUGGAUGUGAUUCAGUUGGUGACUCAAUGUGAUGAAUGGUUGUGAUUAGUUAAAAUAAACUAUUAAAUAGCAUGCCACCGUAUAAAUGCUGUGGCUUAUUGUACUGAUUAAAUUUACACCAGGCCUGAUUUUCAGUAAUCUUAGAAUCCAGUCUGUUUACAGGAAAUUUUCAGUGCUAUAUGAAAUUACAAUUUAUAUACAAACUUAAUAACGCACAUAAUAAGUAAUGAUCACUGUACUACCUCCAUUAGUUCUGAACAGUUGUUAAGGGAUCGACAAUUUCACUGUAUUAUUGAAGCGGACAGGUCGUGUGGAACACACUUGUUUGGCUUGGCUGAGUUUGUCGAGUUGAGAGUCUCACUUUACCGGAGGGCUUGGCUGAGUUUGUCGAGUGGAGAGUCUCACUCUUUACUGGAGGGCUUGGCUGAGUUUGUCGA